CUACUUACCAGUAAAAAACUACGAAAAGUAACAAGAUGCAGUUCAAGUUCCUGUACUUCUUCCUGGCUGUGAUGACCAUCUUCAUCCUGGGCGCCAAGGAAGCGGAUGCCGACUGUCUUUCCGGAAGAUAUGGAGGUCCCUGUGCCGUCUGGGACAAUGAGACUUGCCGUCGUGUGUGCAAGGAGGAAGGACGAGUCAGUGGACACUGCAGCCCCAGUCUGAAGUGCUGGUGCGAAGGAUGCUAAAUCUGCUUCCUCUUCGGUGGAUGUUCCCAAAAAGUCCCGAAAUCCGUGGCUCGAAAUCCCAUAUAAACUACUCUAUCUUAAUGUGUAGCAUUGGUUGAGAACUACAAAUACAUAUAUGGUUGCAAA
Drosophila suzukii is the source of this 371-nucleotide messenger RNA. RefSeq names its product Drosomycin-like 5 (gene Drsl5). Gene Ontology annotation, biological process: defense response. NCBI's taxonomy places the organism in Eukaryota, Metazoa, Arthropoda, Insecta, Diptera, Drosophilidae. The record is from RefSeq and is a predicted model, not a curated record.